Molecule: messenger RNA, 6554 nt
Organism: Amoebophrya sp. A120
Lineage: Eukaryota; Dinophyceae; Syndiniales; Amoebophryaceae
Source: the annotation of a GenBank genome assembly
UACAAAAGCCGGGCGACCUCCAGGACUCGAUCAACCCUGCUCCCGAAGCUUUGCACAGCGACCAUGAGGAGCGCGGCGCGGGCAACCCUGCGGUAUCGUUUGUUUUUGAAAGCGGCACCGCCUGAUCAUCUCAUGUCAGGGCGGAAACGGCAUCUGAGCUUUCUAUAGAUAGAAAUCCUGCUUCUGUAAGUAGCCGAAGCCAUUCUCCUAUCUAUGUAUUUUGAAGCUGUGAAGACACGCCAGCGCCACAAGUGGCGUGACUAUAUGUAAUGUGGGUUUCGCAUUAUGGUGUUUCUCUUUCUCUUUCUUGCACUUCAUCGACUACAGUAUGAAUGUGUUGAUCCUGAAAGCAACGACUUCAGUUUCGCAUUUGUUGAAGUCCGUGACCGGCAGCUUUGGGGUUCAAUUCGACCAAGAGAUGCGCGCCAGUUGUUUUAGUGUCCUGCCUGUUCGGGGAGGUUGAAGAACUACAACUGCGCGCUUUCGAUUACUUGCUUCGCCUGCAACAUUCCAACUUCCUAUCAGGAGCUAAUAUCAUGACAGAGCGAGCCACAUCACAAGGACAGAGUGCCGCUCUUCAUGUUGCCUGCUGUCGUGCCCUGUGCCGUUUGUUGGCGAUAUGAUGCAACAGGAAGGGAGGGAUAGUGCUAUUGGUCGGUCAACAAUAUUUCUACAAAAACGAAUUAUCGCAGGGCCUCUUUCCGGUUGGUGGCUCUGUUCGGACAAACCAACGCAACAAGGAUUCUUCCGUCAGACCCCCAGCCAGCUCCGGCAAUGCGGAUUUACUCGGCGACCCGGGCUUGGCGAAUCAUGCGGAGCACACGGAGGGUUUGUCAGGGCCGCGCAAUGCGGCACGACACCAAAGGGGGACCGCAAAAAGGAGUAAACGGCGUCGGGGAAUAAAGCAGCGCAGCUCGUCUUCCUAUCACAUGCAAAUAUGUCUCGGCCUGGAACAACACUGCAACUUGUCAUGCUAUGAAUCGACAAACUCAACGAAUUAUUUCUGUGGUCUCAGCAAGACAAACAUUUUGCAUUUUUCACAAGUUUGGAUCUUUCAUCUAGACCCAGACAUAUUUGCAAUGCACAGUGCAGCUGCUCCUGCAUCAAGAUCAACUCCUCAGAAGGACAAAACCGAGCAGGGGCAGCCAGAGGAAACCGAACACCACGACCGCGCGGAGGCAGGAGCCAGCCCCAGCUUCCCUUCUUCACCACCCGCGCAAAAUGGCCAUGGCCUCACCAACGCUGGAACGCAAGCCGCUACGAAGGGCAAUGACAGCCAGGAAUCCACCUCCUCGACCAGCGACAGCGUUCCGUCUCCCUACGACUUCGUCGAAACUGAUCAAGAAGAAAAGACCGCGCCGUUGGCUUUGCCGCCCCCGGGAAAAAAUGCAAGAAAGGGGGUUUUGCAAAAGGCGGGCACGGCAGAUGAUGAUGAAGAGUUGCAAUCAGCUCGGGCCGGGAGUGGCACGACAGGCGCAUCUCCAAGUUCUCUCACUGAACUGGGUCCAAGGACGGAGAAUGGCAGCGGGGCAGACGGCGAGGGGCCCGGCGUCGCCACGGUGGGCCCACCAGAAGAAGCGGCGGCGGCCCCGAAGUUGAAGAAAGGCGCAGACCACGAGCUCGAGGACCCGCUGCCGACUACGGGCGAGCAAAAGACCACCGCCGACCGGGAGGGCGACGUACCAGUGGUGCUGGGGACACACACAAAUAUGGGGUUCUCAAACGUUACAUUCUCAACUUUUACGUGAUUUGUCAUGCAAAAUAAACAGCAUCAUCAUCAAAAUCCAUUCCACAAGGGGCGACUUGCCGUGGUAGCGCUCGGCUUUUGUAUGAUGAGGUCGCCGAAAGUGCUUCCUCGCCCACCCCCCGGGGAGGGGAUCCUUGACCUGUGGCGCUGGGAGCGGGUGUCCACUAUAUGAUGACGAUGACAAGGUGAGCUACUUCGCAUGACAAGAAAUUUUGGAAAGGCUAAACAGCACGUAAAUCUGUGCGCUAACAUGUAAUGCUACAGGUGCAACCUCCCUGCUUUGACUUUUCCCAUUCUUGCAUCACAAACUCGCGCAACAGUUGAGAGUGUACCAGUUGAGAACGCCAUAACAAAGUCCGGCUUUUUCGAAAAGGAAUCGCAAGGACAAGGCCACGUCGACGAAAAAAAACAAAAAGAGUCGCUGAUCGGACAUGCGGAGAACGAGGAUGGGAGUGCUGGCGCGGCCGCGGUCAGGGCUCCUAGCACUCAGCGGACGGAUGGCGGUAUGAAAUUGAGGACGGCUUGAAUUUCGUCAGGGGGGGGCCGACGAGAUUUGUGCCCUUAUGGGGCGGCCUGAUAUCAUGCGUCUGCAGUCAUGGCUUGCAACCUAAAACUUGACACAGUGUGAGUUGUAGCUAUGUUUGUACUACUACCAUAGCUAAACAUCAGGCAAUAGCAAUUAUACUAGAUAGGUUCAUGCGAAAGUAAGGACUCUGCCUCUGGGCUGAUCUUCAGAUUUAACAGUGACAGCUUGAAUAGUGUUGAGAAAGCGAGAGUUAGGACGUCGCGGCGAUAAUGAUUUUCAUAUGCGGCCGUCACUCACAUUUUGACUGGGCCUAUGUGGCUAUUUGGGUAUCGUGCCUCUAGCCCCGACGUGCGGGAUCUUUUGGUACGUGAGUGUGGCAUGUGACCUACCAAUCUCCGUAGUCGCCCUCGUUUUUCCUUGCCGGGCCUCCGCUCUUUGGCGUGAGGGAUCUGCAAAUUGCCAUCUUGGCCCCUGAAAUAGCGUUGGUUUUUGGUUUUGUAAUUUAAAUGCUCCGUCGAUAAAGGGCGACUUGGUUUCUUUUAGACAUAUACAGGCACCCGCGUGGGGCCUGUCGCAGUCUUUGUUCGCCCCCGCGCGUGCGUAUGUAAGCCCUGGCCCGGUGUGGUCGCCUUUUGGCCCAGUGCCUAAAUGCUUCCAGCGUUGCUAGGGCCAUUGGGUCUCGCGGGGGGGGGGCACGCCCCCAGGGCUAAAGAAGUAAGGCACCACGUGCUUUUUGCCUUCGCCGUGCUUGCUUUUUGCUUGUGCCCUGGGCCACUGGCAGUUUCUGUUUAUUGUGGCUGUCAUUUUUUAAAUCUUUGCGCCCUCUCUUCACUCUCUAUUCGUCGGGGUAGAAGUCUUGGUUUUGCUUUGCGCACAGAAUUCCCUGCCGGUGGGUCUCAUCUCCGUCUGACCGGAUACUUAUGGCCUCCGCCAUCUACCGGGCCCCUUGAAAACUUCUUCUCCACCGUGACCGGCCCCCAGUCUAGAGGCCGGCGCAGAGUUUUUGCAGGGCUCAGAAGGACUUGGCCUAAGGCUCUAUUAUAUAUGAUUCUGUGUUGCGCCGGGUCUUGCGUUUAGUUGGCGCCUGCGCUAUUCACUGGGGAGGGGGCUGCUCGGUACAUUAUGAAAGAGCCCACCUUCCUUGUGGUCGUGGUUACACUCACCCCUAGCCUGAGGCUCCAUUUCUAGAGCCGGCGGCGGUUCUUUAUGUUUCGGCCGUGAUCUUGUUCUCGUGGUUGAGGCACUAGGCCCCAUCUAUGUCCGCUCAGAAAUUUAGGUAGUGCAGCAAACAGCUACUCAGCCGCCCAAGAUAGAAGAUGGCAGGGAGGGGCCUGCUUUCAUUAGCACCGUCCGAUCCGCCAGCAUCUUGUUUUCGGUUUCGGUUUGGCGUCAGCAGUGCCUACUAUUUUGCGAGCCUUUCAAGAUGGCAAAUCUCUCACCUCAUCCUGCUGCGAAGGAAGCCCGGCCAUUACCUGCAUAACCGAAAAGACAGGCAUGGCGGCCACUGCACUCGUCGAGAAGACACACGAAAAAGCGGUCUUACCAGCAGCAGUAUUUGGAAUGCCAGGCGAUCCACUCCCAGCGAUGCACGCUGAGAUGGAUAAAGCCAACGGCAUGCAGCAGCUGCAGCAGCAUGUUUAUGAAAAUCAUGUUCGGCCUUUCACAAAGCGUAUCGCGCAGAAAAAAAUCAUCGCUAUCGCAAAUGUGUUGCGGUUCUUUUAUGUUGCUUGAGCGCCUCCAUUAUGAUGAAGAUAAUGGAGACCACGCUCUCCGCGCCGGCAGACAUCCAUGGCGUUUUUGAAAGCCAUAUAAUAUAAAUAUAUAGCUUUCGAAAUCGAAAGCGCCACGCCUGCCCGCGCGGGCUCCCCAAGAACGACAGACAUCCAGCGCCGCGGUGCGUUACGUGACGAUGUCCUGCUGUCAGGCAUGUCUGCCCUGGGUGGGAGGCCUUCGGCUAGCUACCAAAGCUAGGACCACAAGCGGCCACCCCUUAUCUUUUUUGAUGCUGGGCAAUGCGCGCAUUCGUCGCAGCAGCAAUAAAGCAGGGGCAUGCGCCCGGCUGGGGCGGUGCCGCGGGAAAAAAGUGAAAGGGUUUCCACCUUUGCUCUAAAGCGAGUGAAAGGGCCAUGCGUGAUAGUGGUAAUUUUUUCAGUGCGAUUAUGAAGCCGCAAGAGAAUUUCGUGCAGCAUGUUACGCAUCUGGAUGUCAUGAUGUGUUCGGGUAAGACAAAGCUUGGCGUCAACGCGGGGAGCAUCGUCGAGCAUUUGUUUAUCAGAGCGGUGUUCAGUGAGCCACAGAAAAUCUUCGUGCCCAGAAAAACCGUUUGACCGCAGAAGUGUUCUAUGAGUGGGCGGGGUCCGGGCACACGUCAUUUGCGACCGACUUGCAAUUCAAGACAUUCAUCGGUCGGCGCUGGGUGUUUCACUCACCCCCAUUUUUUACCUAUUGCCACACCACAGACGCGUUCGUGUACAACAAAUUUCCAAGAGCUCGAGUUUGUGCUGCGAACUUAUCACUAGGCCAGCUCGACGACAUUGUGUAUGGGGAUUGGGGGACCCGUUCUCAAGGGCCGGGUCCCGUCUUUUCUCUGGCGCACAAAUUUGAUGUGGGUGGCAAUGGGUACAAGUUAUCCGGCCACAACUGCCAGUCGUUUACUACUCGCUUUCUGUGGCUCUUCACGGAGCCUGGCGCAAAAAGCAUCGACGUAAACUACCUCAGCCGAGGCUGGUUCGGGCGCGGGAUGUGGGGAACAACUACAUGGCACGGACAAUUUGCGCAGCCCACCGUGGAUCGGGUCGGACGCGAGCGGGCGGCUAGGGCUGGCUCUCCUGGUCUUAUCUGCCUCCCGGGGAUGGGAGUAUAUUACAAAGGGUUCGAAGCAGGUGUUGGCUACCAUUUCCCCGGGCCUAAGCCUCUCGACGUGGUCUAGUGCGCAGGCUUGCCGGCACACAAUAGUCACAACAAGCGACGAAGCCAGCACGAUGCUCGCCCCGUAUUCGUAUUUCUCUCGGAAUUUGGAUGCGAGUAGCGGCGCCGCUCUUACAUUUGCCAAAGCUUGUUUUUGUGUUGUAUGUAAGUAAAUAGCAAUGGCUGCAAAUAAACGCCGGAGCCAGUACCGUAGCCCGUGUGGUAGCCCUUUAUUCUCCGUUUCUCGUCUUUGUGCCGCCGUCAGAAGGGUGCAACACAAGGGCGGAGACUACGGCCUAAAGCAUCAGAAAAAGAGAGCCAUUUUCUGCGGUGCCCCACCAUCAAGGGCGCGAAGUGUGAGGGAUGGGGCGCCGAACUACAUAGAGUUCGACAAACAUUUUUUUACAUUAACAUACCCGAAAACGAAGCCCACCAGCCGCGCAUGGUCAUAGUCUAAAUAUGUAUAAUCUAUAAUCUAAUAGGCUGGAUGAGGUUUCCACUUGCCACAGUGCAACUUUUAUACAGGCCGCGUUUAGACUUUCGAUAACGCUCGCAAAUUUUGCCAAGGGAAAUAUCUUUUUGCGCUCUUCCACAGCCUUUUACUCAGCGACGAUUCCCAGCAGAAUUGUACAAGCAGCUGAUUUUUUAACUUUUUGCCUUUACUCGUAAGUAUGACAGCCCGCUUCUCAGCGUUCAUUUUGCUUGCGUUUUUCUUUUUUUCAGGCCUCCGCCUCCGCCAAGUAGUCGACUCAAGAAUACAGCAACGAAUUUUUUAUUUUUCCCAAGUUCAGCAAGAUGAAGAUCAGCUUCAGCAGUUUUAAGCAGACUAGAAGUAGUUUUUCUUUUUCAGCCAAGCAACAAAUUUCAACAACAAUCUCAAAAAAAAAAGUUUUUUCAAGGUAGUAGCUCAAAGGCCGUAACAAAAACAAACCCAAACCUUUCGACAACUGCAAGAAGCUUCAAGUUUCAGAUUUUUGCAGCGACAAGAAGACUUUUAAUCAGCAGCGUCCUUUUAUUUACCGUCAGCAACAGCCUUCCUUCUACGUGCAACCUUUAAAAAUCUUAAUCUGAGUAGCAACUAUUUUAUUUUCAUCCAAUAGCAGGCUCUGUCUUCCCGUGAAUUUCUCGGCAGCGGUUCCUUCUUCUAAGGUGGGAGCCAAAGCAGCUCCACAAAGCUGUCCUUUUUUUAUCGAAGUAGCGUUAGACACAUGAGAGGAAAGAUCACCUUUCAAGCGGUUCCAUGUGGCCACCAUGAACAAACAAACAAGCAAACUCAAACAAGUUCCUCAGCCCAUAUAUUCGAAACAAAUAGAUCUACAUCUAGGAAAAGCAGUAGCAUUAACAGGCUUUCGAGUGAUAUCUGAACGAACAAGG